Nilaparvata lugens (brown planthopper) is the source of this 3078-nucleotide messenger RNA. RefSeq names its product BTB/POZ domain-containing protein 3. NCBI's taxonomy places the organism in Eukaryota, Metazoa, Arthropoda, Insecta, Hemiptera, Delphacidae. The record is from RefSeq and is a predicted model, not a curated record. The coding region runs from base 464 to 1375 and encodes 303 amino acids. Gene Ontology annotation, biological process: neurogenesis. Gene Ontology annotation, cellular component: cytosol. The transcript has a single exon. Gene Ontology annotation, molecular function: protein binding.
UAAAUUGGGUUUGGGUAUCGAAAAUGAAAAAGAAGAAGAUGAACUAGAAUAUGGAUGAUCAGCGGCAAAUUCAAAUAGCUAUUACAGUGCAUAAUUUACAUUUAUAAUGAAACAUAGCUGUAUUUAUUCAUCUUUUCCUAUGUAGAAUUACUAUAUUGCUUGUUUCCCUUAGAAGGAAAUAUGAUUUCAUGGGUUAUGUAAUAAUUCAUGGACGAGUUUCUCCCUAUAUCCUAUGAAAUAAAAUGCAUUAAAAUGAGCAUUUGAACCCGGAAAAGUGUAACUUUACGCCAAAUAAAAUUGAAUACAAUAACAGCUGAGAAGCGUUCAUAGGUGAGUUUUGCUAUUUUCAAUUAUCAGGUGAUUGAUAAAAUGUUUGUUUAGAACUAAUCCUAUUGUAUUCGUAAUAUUGAUUCAGUGAUCAGUAAUAAAUUAGUUCGGUUUACUUCAUCGGUGAGAGUUAAAAAUGGAUUUGAAGAGAAAAUACAAUAACUCAAGUAAAUCAAAUUUCAAAAAAAGAAAGUUUGAUGAACGCUUCCUCCAUUUAUUAGAGAAUGGUAUUGAUUGUGAUUGUGAAUUCGUGGUUGGUGUUCAGAGUAUUGUUAUCAGAGGACACAGUUUUCUAUUUUCUGCAGCGAGUGAGGUUUUUCACGCCAUGUUCUACGGGGAUUUCAAAAAAGAAAAGUCUGUAGAAGUCAAGGAUUUGGAUCCGGAAGGAUUCGAAGGUAUGAAGAAGUUCAUUUACACAGGUGAGAUUGAGUUUGAAUCUGCAUUACAAGCGCUAUCAGUUUACAUUGCUGCUAGAAAAUAUAUGAUAUCAUCUCUGAGCCAGCAAUGCGUCAACUUUAUCACUGAAGACAAUACUAUUCAACCCUCUGAAGUAUUAGAGUUUGAUGAAAUUUGCAGAGCACACAACAUUCCAGAAUUCGAGAAAACGUGCUAUAAAAUUAUACAACAAAAAACAGAUAAAAUCAUUGAAAGUGAGUUUUUUGUUUCUGCAGCACCUGAAACCAUUGAAUUGAUCCUGAGAUCUCCAUCCUUGAGAUUAGACUCUGAGAUCGAUGUUCUUCAUCUGUUCGAGAAAUGGGUAAUGGCUAAAGCAGAGCGCAAAGGAAUCGCAAUUGGGAAAAUUAUGGCUACGAAGACCAUCAACAAUUUGAAGAAGCACAUACGUUUCCUGACAAUCAGUUCGGAUAAAUUUGUUUCUGAUGUUGCAGACUCACCAAUAUUAACGUCAAAGGAGAAAAUAGCUAUCGCUUGCAAUUUGAAAGAUUCCGACUUGAAACCAUUGCCAGAAAGUGUUUCCCUGGAACGUCAGCUUCGUAACUUCAUUUUCAAGUCGAAACAAAAAAAAAAAUUCGUAUAUAAUUAUAUCUGAUGACGUUGAAAUCAAAGCUUAGUUUAUCAGCUGAGGAUGGAUUUGGAGAAGGUAGUAUUUAUUUAGAGAAUGACACUCACGUUAUGUUAGAUUGGAAGGUAUUGAGUAAGCAAAAAAUUAUUUUUGCAAAGAUCCCCUUGAGAAAACUGAGAGAUGUAGUACGCUCAAAGGAGGAUGUUGAUACAGUAACCAUACAAGGGUCAUUCAAUAUUGAAUUUGAGCAAAGAUGAAGUAUUUCAAUUAUCACUUCUUCACACACAAUAUUUAUUAGCCUAUCACCAAUAACUAAACAAGAAAAGUAGUCUUACAUAAACAAAUAAAUUUAAAAUAAUUGUGUUGAACUAUAGAUCACACAUUUAUCAUGUUCAAAAGAUAUAAGAUAGCUCACAUAAUUUAAUUGGUUAAUGUGAUUAUCCUCCUCCCCCUCCAUAGCUGUUACCAUUCUUAUCGUCGGCACUUUAUUUGUUAUAUUAUACUCAAUCUUGUACCAUUUUCUUAAUAAAUUGCUUUGAAAAUGAUAUAUCUACAAUCACUCUCUAUCAGAAUGAUGUACUUUAAAAUCUUAAAAAAAGAAUGAAAUCUUUUCAUGUGUAAUGUUUCUGUCUGAACUCUGGAAGCAUAGCCAUAUCUUACUACUGACUAUGCAUUUGUCCAGACUUCAGUUUAUUAACAUUAGGUUAGCACACAGUAAACUAUAUUACCAAAUAUAGUUACUGUAGGUUAGCAGUACUAUAGACUAUAGUCAACCGCACGAAAAUAGUACGAUGGUAAUUGAAAUGGCUGAGUGCCUCCUCACCUCCCAGCAUACAUAGACGUUGCCAAUUCGUCAGGUGUAUUAAAAAAAAACAUUAAUAAUUUAAUGAACUGUGGACAACGUUGAUCUACUGUUAGUAGGCAACGUUGCACUCAUCUGUUCCAAUUUCCGUCGGGCUAUUUUCGUGCGAUUGACUAUAAAAAUAGCCAAUACAGAAUAAUGAUAUGCCCAAUGAGGAGGCAAUUUCGGCUGAAUCUUGAUGAAUCAAGGUUCUUGAAAAAUCUAUAGCUGUAUAUUUUUUGAAUUGAUGCUAAAUUGAUUAGAUUUCUUCACCUCAACAUUCCCUAUUUAUAUAACCGCUCGAAAUCAUAUAAAUUAACUAAAUCCUUUCAAAUUAAAAGUAGUUGACUUAUUCAUCUCAACAGAACUAAACUUCCAGUUAACGUUACUAAUCAAAGGGCUCAAUUUAGUUGAUUACUGUUUCCAAGCUGAGACUCAUGAGAAUCUAGAUAAGAAAAAUUAAUUAUUUUUCUCACUAAGAGCUAAUUUUCGAUAAAUUUUGAAAUCCGUAGCAGAAUUGGAUUUUGUUAUCAUGGUAGAAUCUUGUCGAACAUUAGAAAAGUCGAGUUGUUAAUUAGGCUGGCACUGAAGGGUGAUUAGUAGUAAGAUAAGGCUGUUUUUGAUCAGGUUGCUAAUGAGAGUGAAAAUAUUGUUAGUGCAGGGAACACCAAGUACAUUAAAUAAGCUCUCUCUGCAAUUCUCUGCAGAAUCCAGAAUUAUAAGGGAUCUAGUCUAUUUUAGCAAUGAUGAGUAGCAAAAGACUACUUCAAUGAGCGAGAAUAAUGAGCCUAUCGUUGAGAAUCUAUUAUGUCGAAUCUUUGUAUUUGACAAGAUGGAGGAAUGAGAGGGAAGAACUAAGGACAAAAAGAAAAUCAGACAAAGAACUGAA